AGAGGAGGCGAGCGUCCCGUAGCAAAAUGGCCGCCAUGCGCGGACGUCUGUCUCCAUUGGCUAACAACGCGCGUAAGCCAUCUAGCGUUGAUAUAUCUAUCUGUGCUCGCCUCUCCGUAUACGUCAUUUCCCGUGCCUCUGUGUCUUCCGUGCGUCGCGCGCAUUCGUAGGCCUCUUUACGACUCGGCUGGCAAAGAUGGCGGAUGCACAAGUAUGUCCAUGAAAACGGCGUGGUGCAUAAAAAGCGAUUUUUAGGCAAUUUCAUGAGCACUUUACUAGGGUUUCUUACGCCCCUGUCAUUAGACGAUGUUAUCUGUACGACCUUCAGUCACUUAAGACCGCAUUUAGGCGUUAGAAAGUGCCUUUUGUUGUUGCUGUUCUACCUCCCCUCGUGUAAUGAUGAACUGGCCGGGAUGCUAACUCGGUUAGCCUACCCUGCUAUCAGUUCUCUCUGGUCUCGCCAGAUUGGUUUUCUGUGUAGUCUGUGUAUACUUUUUAGCAAGGCACAAAAUAACAAAUGAUCAUAUAGCUUUGGCCUUUGGCCUUGAAAUGGAUGACAUUCAUAAAUAGAGGAAGUUCAGUAUGAAGGAGCGAGGCCGUGCGGAAAUCGAAGUGUUGUGAAGGUGGUCUUCGUGUCUCAAACUUGAUUUAUCAAUUUUCCUUUACAGACCGAGCGGGCUUAUCAGAAACAGCCCACCAUCUUCCAGAACAAGAAACGUGUUCUGGUCGCUGAUGGUGGCAAGGAGGUCAAGGAGAAGCUCCCCCGCUACCACAAGAGUGUCGGACUGGGCUUCAAAACCCCAAGAGAGGUAAGCUGAAUCGACUACAUGUGGCCAAAUGCAGUAACAGAGUUAGGGGUUUAAAGCUGUUCGGGUUUUAAAAUUAUCAGCUGCAGAGGAUGUUUUUCUCACGAUGGUCUUCCAAGCCUGCAGGGCUCUGACGAAAGUGCCUUUUGGCAUUACUGAUGCAGUCCAACCCUCCUCAAUGUGUGCAUAGGGACUCAUGGAAAGUGGCACUAACACCCCCUUUUCCCCAACAGGCUAUUGAUGGCACUUACAUUGACAAGAAAUGCCCCUUCACUGGAAAUGUCUCCAUCCGUGGCCGUAUCCUCUCUGGUAAGUUUGAAACACUACAGUGGAUCUGAACAUAUAACAGACUUUGGCUUGGCAUUUGUCCAUGGAGUUGCACCUAACAGCUACAUGUCCUCAGACAUAUGCAGAGGCAACCCAAGCCAGAGUCUCUAUAGGCUUUUCUGCCACUGUCCUGCAAAUGAUGUUUUUCUCACGAUGGUCUUCCAAGCCCUUUGGGUCCUGACGACACUGCCUAAAGGCAACACUGAUGUAUGAGUGGUAGUCUUUGAGAAAUGAGGAAGUUUCCUUGAACUCAAAGAAAUCCAUGGUCCCGCAGAGUUUAUUUCACGUAACGAUAUUCAAAUAUUGCUUGUUUUUGUGUUCUUCACAGGUGUGGUGACCAAAAUGAAGAUGCAGAGAACUAUUGUUAUCAGACGUGAUUACCUGCAUUACAUUCGCAAGUACAACCGCUUUGAGAAGAGGCACAAGAACAUGUCUGUCCAUCUGUCACCUUGCUUCAGGUAUUAUGCUUCUCACUCCCUCUUUACUUAAGGUUCCAACAGUCAAUAGCAAAGCUGAGAGUACAGAUGGCCUGAAUAAAUUGCAUGUUUCUCAUCAGUUGUAUUUUAAAAGUUUCUUGAUUUUUAGAUUCAGACUGAAUCACAUUUUGCUGCAAAUGAUGUUUUUUCUCACGAUGGUCUUCCAAGCUCUAGAAGCUUUGACGACACUGCCUUUGGCAUACACUGAUGCAGCUCAGCCUGACAGUUCUCUAUAUGAAGCUAAGCAAGCCUGGACGUGGAAACAGUUACCCACUAAACAACUGUUUGUUUCCACAGGGACGUCACGGUUGGAGACAUUGUGACCGUCGGAGAGUGCCGACCGCUCAGCAAAACUGUGAGGUUCAACGUCCUCAAAGUGACAAAGGCUGCUGGAGCCAAGAAGCAGUUCCAGAAAUUUUAGGUGCGAUUGAGAGGCUGCCAUAAGCUGAUUUGUCACACUGUCAAAUAAAGAAAAUCUUGUUUAAAUAUCUUUGUUGUUGCAGUUCUUUAAAUAAGAAAUUCUUCCAUUUAGGUAUCAAAUACAUAAAAAAAACUCCAGCUU
Molecule: messenger RNA, 2171 nt
Organism: Xyrichtys novacula (pearly razorfish)
Lineage: Eukaryota; Metazoa; Chordata; Actinopteri; Labriformes; Labridae
Source: the annotation of a GenBank genome assembly